GGGCCGUCGGGCGGCGCGUGGCGGGGAAGAUGCCUAAAAAGAAGCGGGAGUGGGGGAGCGUCGUCCAUGAGAUUGACGGGCUGGAAGAAAAGCUGUCGCGGUGUCAGAGAGACCUGGAGGAGCUGGACGGCAGGCUGGGGGGGGAGGAGCUGAGCCCCCAAGAAAGGAAGGCCCUCGAGAAGCAGAAGAAGGGGCUGGAGACCCAAGCCUCCAACUACGAGCGGGAACUCCGGCUCCUGCGGCGGGAGAACCGCCGGAACACGCUGCUCUCGGUGGCCGUCUUCCUGCUCCUCGUCCUCGCCUAUACCUGCUGGACCGUGUGAACGUGCUCCCCCGGCCCCGUCCCGACUACCCAGGGGAGAGACCAAGAACUGCCCUUCCCUCAGCGGGAGCCCGGGAUUUCAUCCUGGCUCCGCCGCUCGGCCUCCGCGUCGCCUUCGGCACACCGCUUCAUUUCCCUCUCAUCCGCAAAAUGGGGAUGAAGAGGACGAGCCCCGUAUGGGACGGGGACCGCGUCCGACCCCGUUUGCUUGUAUUCGCUUCGUACAGCGCCCGGCGCAUAGUAAGCACUGCACAGAUACCACCGGGAUUACCCGACGUCGGCUUUCCAUAGGGGGUCCGCGCCGCUGCUGGGAGGGCCACGGGGUGGAAUCCAUCAUCGGUCUUUGGGCCGGGCCCAAAAUGCGGGGAAAAACCGCCAAUAAAAGAGUCCCGGGCCGA
This is a messenger RNA of Tachyglossus aculeatus (Australian echidna), 720 nucleotides long. It is a transcript of the gene CCDC167, whose product is annotated as coiled-coil domain containing 167. Bases 30 to 323 code for a protein of 97 amino acids. The transcript is spliced from 4 exons. The record is from RefSeq and is a predicted model, not a curated record. NCBI's taxonomy places the organism in Eukaryota, Metazoa, Chordata, Mammalia, Monotremata, Tachyglossidae.